AUGGUAUCUAUUACUUGGCUUCUAUUUUUCACGGUUUUUUGGAUUUUUGGUAAGUUGUUUGAAGAUCUUCUUGAUCUAGACACUCUAGAAACCUCUAGCUAUCUCCUAAAGCCUUAUGAAGCCUCCUGAAGCCUCUUGAAGCCUUUUGAAACUUUCUGAAGACUUCUGAAGCCUUCUGAUGCUUUCUGUGUCAAAUUAAUUCGAAAUAUUCAGAAUCUGAAGCAUGUGAGAUCCGCGACUUUGUGCCCUGCGUAAUGCAACUCAAUUCCCAAAAAGUCGACUUCAAAAUCAAUCCCCUAGAAGUUAUCCUAAAUCUAUCAUCCGAAGCCAAGCUUAUGCAUGCCUGCCGAACAUAUUCUAGAGUUUUUCCAUGUUUCGAACAGAAAUUGAGUCAAUGUGGAACCUCUGAGCAGAAAUUACAAUUGGAAAGGGGCAAGCGUGUUCAUAGUUAUUUAUGUGCUCCGUUUUCGCUACCCAGGCAAAAAACUUUGAUCAGAAAUAGCUCGUGUCUUCAAAAAAUUCUGAAAGAGCCUGAAACUAGAAGCUGUGAUAGAAAGGGAACACUUUAUGAGGAAAAAUUAGCUUCUUGCAGGUAACCUUAAUUUUUUUUUAUCUAUUUUUUAAUUUCAAACUUACCUACCGCUUUAAGAGACUACUGUAAAAACCGUACCGAUUGUGAGAACAAGAUUGAAAUGUCUGAAAAUGCAACAUGUAAAUAUAUACAAAUCGAGAAUAGAUGUUCGGAAGAAGCUGCCGAGUUUUUCGGACAACUUCAGCGGGUGCUAACAAAUCGUGAAUAUCCAAUGCAAUGUCAAUAUGACCUUCGACCUGUUUUUCAUGAAUUGAAAAAGGGCAUGACUAUGGAGACGUCGACGCAAAAUUUGUUGCGAUCAAAAUUUUUGCCGAAUCCUUUUAGUGGCAGAACUACUAGGACAACUAUGGAUAAUGUUUGGAACGUUAAAAAUAGCGAGGUAAGUAUGGGAAGUCUUCUGAAGCCUCCCAAAUCCUUCUGAAUUCUUUUCCAGCCAGAGCAAGUUAGCCCUCCACCUCUCCAAUUUAUGUUCAAUCUUCCCAAGGAGCAAACAUCUACACAGCCUUUCAAAGUUGAGAUAAAUUGGAUGGAUGAUAUUCCAAAAACCACUACUGAAAUGACGGUUAGCUCGAGAUAUAUUAUCGAUUGAUUAUCGAUUGUUUUUCAGACAAAAACCUCACCUUGGUAUAUUCGAUCAACUCCAUCACCAUCACCAUUCAAAUCAGUGAAUCCGAUUCUAGACCAUCUGAAAGCGUCGCCACCGUUGAAUUUGACAGAGAUCGGAAACCAUGCCAACAAUUAUUUUUCAGCCGCGUUGAAUGCGAUUUCAGAGACAAAAAAUCAGAUGGAACAAAAUGAUCCGUGGCGAACAAUUAUUGAUGCAGUUGCGCCAACUAUUAUUAAGGUUUCGCCCGAAUUUAUACCGAGAAUUCGACAGGAAAUUGAUCGAAUUCAACCUGAGCAAUGA
Caenorhabditis angaria is the source of this 1499-nucleotide messenger RNA. NCBI's taxonomy places the organism in Eukaryota, Metazoa, Nematoda, Chromadorea, Rhabditida, Rhabditidae. The record is from the annotation of a GenBank genome assembly.